Meriones unguiculatus (Mongolian gerbil) is the source of this 5225-nucleotide messenger RNA. It is a transcript of the gene Plekha5, whose product is annotated as pleckstrin homology domain containing A5. NCBI's taxonomy places the organism in Eukaryota, Metazoa, Chordata, Mammalia, Rodentia, Muridae. The transcript has 25 exons. The coding region runs from base 1246 to 4359 and encodes 1037 amino acids. Gene Ontology annotation, molecular function: phosphatidylinositol-4-phosphate binding; phosphatidylinositol-5-phosphate binding; phosphatidylinositol-3,5-bisphosphate binding. The record is from RefSeq and is a predicted model, not a curated record. Gene Ontology annotation, cellular component: cytosol.
UUUGUUUUAAGAAUAAAGGUACAUUUUCUUUCAACAUUAGGAUCCUAUGAUUUUUUGGCAUACUAGUAGCUUUUCACUUUAUCCCUUUGUGAUUUUUGGUAGGGUGAAUUCUUUUUGGGGGAGGGGGCAUGUCUUAGUCAUUCUCAGUGUUUGGCUUAUCUAUAUUUUACAAUUAAUUUAUUAAACUUCCCAAACACUUGAAAAAAAAAAUAAAGGUACAAAUGAGGACAAAAUACACUAUUUUUAACAAUGAAAAUGUUUGUGCCUUUACAAAAUGCAUACAACAUUAAACAUUCCUUUUAAAGACGAUUCAGGACUAUAUUAGAAUGUCACUUUUGUCACUAAUUAAUAUGUUGCAUUAUUAUUAACCAUGAAGCUAUAAAAGAGGUGGAAGACUAAGAAGGCUUGAGCCAGGUAUGAAAGUGACACUCGAACAAGGCCUGAGAGCGAGGGGGCGUGGCUUCAGGUAUGAGUAAACUAGCACAGAAGCAGGGAGCCUACAGCAGCCAGAAACUGAGUAGAGCUGGGGCUGGCAGGGCACCUCAGAGUGUCUCCUUUUUACAAAGCCUGGUUCCGUUCCCAGCAUCACAAACCGCUGAGCUUUGGGCAAGAAUUUAGUCAUACACGUGUCUAGAGCUGUGUGAACCAUGGUUUAAACUUUUCAUCUGUUAAUAAAUUUAGCAAAUAUUUAUUAAAUUUGGGGACAUUUUAUCUAGUCUCUUAGAUUCUUCAAAACAAAAUACUGCAGUAUAAAAAGAAAAAAACAUUCUGCAGGGCCUGGAGAGAUGACUUAGCAGUUAAGAGCACAGAGGACCUGGGUUCAGGACCCAGCACCCACAUUGCAGCUCACAACCAUCUGUAACUCCAAUUCAGGGGAUCUAAUGGCCUCUUCUGGCCUCUGAGGACACUGCAUGCAUGUAAUGCACAGACUGACAUGCAGACAAAAAUCCAGCACAUACAAACUUAAAAAGUAGAAGUAAUAAAAGUCAGUUUAACAUUGCAGAUUUUUUUAAAAAUUUUAUUCAACGUGGCCACAGGGGUCUGAUAUAAUGUCUCUGUAACUAUUAAUUUGAUGUUGCCUGUAACAAUAGUAAUUACUGUUUCAACUUUCCUUUUGUGGUGUUUCCCCUAAAUUUUGAGCUACUGUGUGACUGCAUUUGCUGACUUUGAGUCUACUCUUACCAGCAUGAAUCCAUAUCAUGAUAAAGUGAUGGUGUCAUUUUCACUCAGGCAGCCCAUCCAAACAUGCGGACCUAUUAUUUCUGCACCGAUACAGGAAAGGAAAUGGAGCUGUGGAUGAAGGCCAUGCUAGAUGCUGCCCUGGUGCAGACAGAACCUGUGAAAAGAAUUACCUUUAAUUUCCGAGUGGACAAGAUUACAACUGAGAGUGCAUCAACUAAAGAAACCAAUAGCAUUCCCAACCACAGAGUUCUCAUUAAACCAGAGGUCCAAAACAAUCAGAAAAAUAAGGAAAUUAGCAAGAUUGAAGAAAAAAGGGCCUUAGAAGCUGAAAGAUACGGAUUUCAGAAGGAUGGUCAAGACAGGCCAUUAACAAAAAUUAACAGUGUAAAGCUGAACUCCCUGCCAUUGGAAUAUGAAAGCGGGCCAGCCUGCCCACCCCAGAAUGUGCACUACAGACCCAUCAAUGUGAAUAGUUCAGAUGGCAAAACAGUGAAUGUCAGCUUGGCAGAUGGCCGGGGUGGAAGUCACCCAAAUGCAGGGCCUCUACCCACAGAAGCUGAUCGAGUCAUUCAGAGAACAAAUUCGAUGCAGCAGUUGGAGCAAUGGAUUAAAGUCCAGAAAGGACGGGGUCUUGAAGAAGAGCCCAGGGGAGUAAUUUCUUAUCAAACAUUGCCAAGAAAUAUGCCAAGCCACCGAGCCCAGGUUCUGGCCCGAUACCCUGAAGGUUACCGAACACUCCCAAGAAACAGCAAGACCAGACCUGAGAGUAUCUGCAGCGUGACCCCUUCUGGUCAUGAGAAGACAGGGCCUGGAGCAGAGGAGAAGCGGCGGUCCAUGAGGGAUGACACCAUGUGGCAGCUGUAUGAGUGGCAGCAGCGCCAGUUUUACCACAAGCAGAGCACCCUUCCUCGGCACAGCUGCGUGAGCAGCCCAAAGGCCAUGGUGAAUGUUUCUGACCAGACCAUGCACUCCAUCCCCACAUCACCUUCCCAUGGGUCAGCUGCUUACCAGGGCUUCUCCCCUCAACGGACAUACAGGUCAGAAGUGUCCUCACCGAUCCAGAGAGGAGAUGUGACGAUAGACCGCAGGCACAGGGCCCAUCACCCUAAGCAUGUCUAUGUACCUGACAGAAGGUCAAUGCCAGCUGGCUUACCAUUACCGGCUGUUAGCCAUCAGAGCCUCCAGGGCAGAACGCCAGAGGAGCUUACGCUGCUGCUAAUAAAGCUGAGACGGCAGCAAGCCGAGCUGAGUAGUAUCCGGGAGCAUACCUUAGCACAGCUCAUGCAGCUGAAGCUUGAGGCCCACAGCCCAAAGAAUGAAAUUCUUUCACAUCAUCUUCAAAGGAACACCAUAUAUUUGGAUCAUCAGAUGAAAGAAAAUGAACCUAUUAUCACCAUGGUUCACACAAUGAUUGAGAACUCGGCGCUAAGACCACAACUGUACCAACAAUUCUUAAGACAGAAGAACAAGAUAAGUCUCUAUUGUCUUUCACAAGAUGAAUGUAGAGGCACAUUAUACAAAUACAGACCUGAAGAAGUAGAUAUUGAUGCAAAAUUAAGCAGAUUGUGUGAACAGGAUAAAGUGGUCCGUGCUCUGGAGGAGAAGCUGCAGCAGCUCCACAAGGAGAAAUACACGCUUGAGCAAGCCUUGCUGUCAGCCAGCCAAGAGAUCGAGAUGAACGCAGAUAACCCAGCUGCCAUUCAAACUGUGGUGCUGCAGAGGGAUGACCUGCAGAACGGACUGCUGAGCACGUGUCGGGAGCUCUCGAGAGCCACUGCGGAGCUGGAACGAGCCUGGAGAGAAUAUGACAAGUUAGAAUAUGAUGUGACUGUUACCAGGAACCAGAUGCAAGAGCAGCUUGAUCGCCUGGGGGAAGUGCAGAGCGAGUCGGCAGGAAUUCAGCGGGCACAAAUUCAGAAAGAACUGUGGAGAAUUCAAGAUGUCAUGGAGGGGUUGAGCAAACACAAACAACAAAGAGGCUCUUCAGAAACAGUAGGUCUGGCAGGAUCAAAGCCUUUCUCAGCAGUUAAGUACAAAAGUGAGGAAGAGGAAGUAGUCCCACCUCGGCCUCCACUUCCUCGGUCUUAUGACUUUACAGAGCAGCCUCCCAUAAUCCCCCCUCUGCCCAGUGAUAGCAGCUCCUUGCUCUGUUAUAGCAGGGGCCCCGUGCAUCUGCCUGAAGAAAAGAAGAUUCUUCAAGUUCAAGGAUAUCCAAGAAAUGGAUCUCACUGUGGUCCGGACUACAGACUCUACAAGAGUGAGCCAGAGUUAACCACAGUGGCAGAAGUUGAUGAAUCUAACGGAGAAGAAAAGCCAGAGCCAGUUUCUGAGACGGAAGCUCCAACUGUUAAAGGUUCCCACUUCCCAGUUGGAGUUCCUCUGAGAACGAAGUCUCCCACGCCCGAGUCCUCGACCAUAGCUUCCUAUGUGACCUUGAGGAAGACUAAGAAGAUGGUGGAGCUAAGAACGGAAAGACCAAGAAGUGCAGUGGAACAGCUCUGUCUGGCUGAAAGUACUCGACCGAGGAUGACUGUGGAAGAGCAGAUGGAGCGAAUCAGGAGACACCAGCAGGCCUGCCUAAGGGAGAAGAAGAAGGGACUGAAUGUUGUUAGUGCUUCCGACCAGUCGCCCUCACAAAGCCCCUCGAAUGUGAGGGAUAAUCCUUUCAGGGUCACUCAGACUCUAAGAAGGGAUGAUAACGUUAAGGAGCUAGACACCAUCCACAGAGAAAAUGAUGUAAAGCCAGACCAUGAAACUCCAGCAGCAGAAACUGUUCACCUAGAAGAAGCUGAACCCCAGAAUGCAGCCAUCGGCAGAAAGCUUAGAAGAUCUGAAACUGUUUUUUAUGAAAUGCUUUUCACACCUGAGCCAAAUGGAAUGAAUUCUGAGGGAGUGAUGGAUAAAGAAAGGCAUAAAGAGCCGGUGCCUGAAGACGGUUCGUGCAGCCCGCAAGAAGAGGUGGCCGUGACGAACCACCAGGCCGAAGGCCCUCCUGAAGAAGCAGAGAGUCUUCACGAAGAGGAGGAAACUCUUGCUUCUUAUGAGCCAGCUCCUGAGAUUCCUAGAGAGAACCAAACCACAGUGAAAAGUCUGUUUCCGUCUCCUGAAUCCUCCGCAUCAGCAGACCCGCCCACCCCGCCACAGCUCACAGAGGGACCGCAUUUCAUGUGUGUGUAGUCUCAGAACUGCACUGACGUCUGUUGAGAGCACACAGAGCUGAAGCUGUGGACCCUCAGCAAUGUAAGAAGAUGUACAGUAUACCUUAAAUCUAUGAAAUUCAUAGUUCUGAUGCUUCUGACCACAGGGCAUCGUUUUAUCACCUUUGGAAAAUGUUUAUUCCAAAAUAGCUUUAAUGGCCCAUCUGUGCACUCCGUAGUCUAAAGGUCACCAUUCUCCACGGCUUGCUGCUAUGAGUUCAGAGCACAUCAGUCAAGGUGCUUUCUCCGUGCGCUCCAUCCAGAGCUUGCUUAGUUGCAGUUCCCAGAUUUGGAUGCUUAAUUCUAGGUGGAUUUAUGUUUCUUUUGCUUUUCAGUAAAGCUCUACUUCCCUGUGAAGCUUGUUUUCUUUCCUUCUUCUUUUUUUUUUUUUUUUGGCCCAUUUUGGCUACUGCAGUGCUUUGUUUGACACUUGAUUUGUAAAAAUUUUAUAUAAAUAUAUUUAAGAUGUGCCAUUUUAUUACUGCUAAGUGAAGUAUGUCCUGUUUUCUGCUAUAAUUCAUCCUCAGUCAGAUCGCACCAUCAGCAGUUACUGCCACACUCCGUCUGCUUCAACACAAAUGCUGUUGCUAGCUUUUCCUUAAAAAGCCAAACAAUUACACGCGUAGGUAUUUUGAAAUACUGGACAUUUACGUCAUUGGGAUAGAUGUGUACAGCAAUAGCAGGCUUUUAGGUCCAGUACUUGGUUUGUGUGCAGAUGCAAGUAUGUUCAUUGUGUAGAUAUUAUACAAUGAGCACAUGGGAUAAAGGCUGCUUGCUAGAGUUUAAUGCAAAUGUUCAUAUCCCAUUUCUUUUAUAUCAUGUUAAAUAAAUGUUGAUGUUCUUAAA